CUUUGAGCGAGUCCACUAUCCCUAGUUGGACCCAGAGAGCUUGCCUAGUUCCAUGCCAUGUCUGUCAGAUGCCACCCUCAAAUUCUCACUAUCUGCCGGGAAGCAAGUCAAAGCCUUAGCCUAAAUGACCAGCCUCCUACAUGCGGAAUCGAUAGACAUCCUGAUAUUAAAUGAUCCCAAGGACUGUAUUAGCACCACAUGAGAUAAACUCCGCAUCUGGAUUUUUUUCUUAUUCUAACUUUGUAAACAAAACGGUUCCGUUAUGCCUUGGAAAUGUGGACUCAUUAUUACGCUGUUCCUCUUCACUCUCCACGCCACUGCAAGUAAAGAGAGGAAUAAUCAGGGCUCUUUGCAGAGAGCUGUAAUCGGGACAGACACAGAAGCCAUCAAUUCUAUGCACUUGGUUGAACUUCUGAAAACGACCAAACAAAACUCUAAUGUCAGAACGAUAUUUGACCUGGAAAAGCAUCGGAGGAAGCGGUACGCACUCUUUCACUCUGGAGUGAGAGUCUGUCCUCAGGAGACCAUCAAUGAGGUCAUUGCCAGCCAUCAAGCCUACUACAGGCUCAGAGUUUGUCAGGAGGCUGUGUGGGAGGCCUUCCGGAUCUUCUUCGACAGGAUCCCUGUCACUACAGAGUACACAACAUGGGUUCACACAUGUCAGCACGAGUCUCUGUGUCUCGCUGACCUGGCCACUAACUUCAGCAACUCAGAGGAGCACAUGAGUAUGGUGUACAGGAGGAUGAAUCUGCGAGACGAGAGGCAGUCGACUGGAGCAGAAGCAGCUGCAACCACAGCAGCACCAGAGGUCACUGAGAUAGCAGGUCCAGAAGAGACCCAGACUGCUGCACCAGAACCACCCACUCCUGUGACCAGCGAUGCCAGUGUCCCUGAUGCUCCUGAGGAUACAGUCGAAGAAGAAGUAGAAGAAGAAACCACUGCUGAGGAGGUAAACGCCAUUGACAGUACCUUCAGAAACUCUGUCAAGUUGUUGCUAGACAGCCGUUUUCAAAUCUUGCCAACGGAAAAUAUUCAGACCCCUUGA
Salvelinus sp. IW2-2015 is the source of this 1045-nucleotide messenger RNA. The record is from RefSeq and is a predicted model, not a curated record. Lineage: Eukaryota; Metazoa; Chordata; Actinopteri; Salmoniformes; Salmonidae.